Molecule: messenger RNA, 327 nt
Organism: Lindgomyces ingoldianus
Lineage: Eukaryota; Fungi; Ascomycota; Dothideomycetes; Pleosporales; Lindgomycetaceae
Exons: 2
Coding region: 1-327 (108 amino acids)
Source: RefSeq, a predicted model, not a curated record
AUGACCUUAACGGACUUAGGAGAAUCAGACCCCCACAAGGUUCCCGAGGGAGGACACGCUAGCUUCACGUGGGGUGUCGCAGCCAGCUACGGCGUCUACUUUACCUUCUACACCGUGAACGAUAGCUUUCCAGAGACCAUUUCGUUAAAUUAUGCCUUCAUCGGCGGCUACAGUUUCGGAGUGUCGAUGUCGGCUGCUUCACCUGCAGUCUACCUUCGAAAAACGUUUGGGACGUAUAUUUCCAUGUGCACUAGGUUUGCAUUGCAAACUGGUGACUUCAUUGCGGCUUCCUCCGGAGAGACUUUCCGGGGACCGUAUCUUACCUAG